GGUCAUUAUCAUUCCUUAUGAAAAGGAAGGUAACCCAGAAGCUUGCUAUUCAGAAGGCUAUGACAGAUGCAUUCCAGAAACUGCUGAUUGUGGUUUUAGAAAUUUCCAAGGAAACUCUAUUUCUUACCUUGAUGAAAGUAUAUGGAAGGCAUACCACUGGGCUGAGAAGCUGAUCUUACCUAGCCGUAUGGGCUGCUGCCUCUGCCAAUUUAAAAAUACUAUUGAGGUUGUCUGUAAGACAGUCAAGCUGCGUUGUGACAGUGAAUGCCUGACAGACGUGACACCUUGUGAUGAAGAAACAUCUAUACAGAAUGCAGAAGGAUCGUUGAUGAAGGUGUUACAAGCCCGCAAGAAGAACACCACCACUGAGCUGACUAUUGAGUCAGAGAGGGCGUCAUCAGAUAAAAGUGCUGUCACCUUGUCAGGCUUCAUGAAUGAGCAGCUGGACUUUAAGAAUAAAAGUGAUAUUAUCAGUACACUAAAUGACAUACUGCCUUAUACCUCAGAGGGAAAUCUAGGAGAUGUGGAAUCAACAUUAUUCCCAUUCAUUCAACUUCUUUUCUCAAAUACACCAGAUGGAGAUAUGCCGCAGGGCCUUUUGAAAGGCAAUACAAGGAGCCCUUCUGUUAAACCUGUACCCAAGAAUUCAACUCAUAAAAACAAAUUGAGGAAACUCCAUUUUGUGGAACAUUUGUUAGAUGCAGAAACUCAAGAAAAAAUUGAUGAGGUUAAAAAGGAAGAAAAACCUGCCACGCGUACGCGUUCCAACAUUUCAAGUGCCACGUUUAAAAGCUACAUCUUUCAAAAGAAAUUGCAAACUGCCCAACCACAGAAAGACAGCCUCGCAAACACUGAGAGUACAGAGGAAAGGCUGCUGAGAGUGAACAGGGUCCUCAAGGGCCCAAGGGGCAUACAGAAAAUGCACCUCAAAGCAGUGGGAGAUGAGAGCGUCAGGGGGAAACAGAAUGCCCAGCCAUCUGAGGCGAACACUGCUGAAGAAAGAAGGCUCAGGAGGCCAUCCCCAAGAAAGCUGAAACAGCUUCUCAUGGUUCAGAGUCCCAGGAAGCUGGUGGGAAAGUCCUCCAAUGCAGAGUCUUCAUUCAUAAAGGAACACAAGGCAGCAGGCUCCUCUUCCCGGAAACAGUACUUCAAGGGCAGGCCUUCUGCCUCCAUCCCUCCAAAAUCCCCAUCUGAGGUUAAAAGCACAUCAAAAGACUUAUCCAACACUCUUCAUGUUUUAGAGGAUGCGAAGGCUAGAACUAGAAACAUUAAGGACUUCGAACUAAUCUCACAUUCUGGAAAAAAAUACAUCUUCCAUAAAAUUAGGUCUCAUCGGGUCCACAGAAAACCCAAAGGCAAAAGGAGUGGAAAGUUCAGAAAGAAAAGUUCACUCACUAGAAUGAUGCUUGCAAGCCCUCCGUUCUCUGUACUGAGGAGUCUCAUAAAUUCCCCUCCACGAGAGGCUGUUUCAUCUUCAGGAGAAGUGACUUCUCAGGAAAAGCCUUUUCCAGAAUUAUUUUCUCCUUCAGACCCUUCUACAGAAAACACUACUUCAGGAAACAAUACUGCACAAAAUGUUUCUGAAGAAAUUAUUUCUACAGGAAACUCUACUCUGCCAGGAGGAACCGGCCCUGGAAACACUACCCAUAGGAACGUGUCCACUGCACAUUCUACUGUUGCUGCAGACAACAGUAUGCCAACUGUUCAACACACCAACCAAACACGAUGGGAGUACCACAACACGGGCACUGAAUUAUCCUCUAAGCCCACAGGCUUCGCUUUCCCAGGGCUCACAUCCCCGGGUGAUCAAGUUGAAACUCAGCUAAACCAGCAGCUACGGUCCCUCAUCCCCAACAAUGACGUGCGAAGGCUCAUUUCUCAUGUUAUCCAGACUUUAAAAAUGAACUGCUCGGAGACCCACGUGCAGCUGGCCUGUGCCAACCUCAUCUCUAGAACAGGCCUCCUGAUGAAGCUUCUCAGCAAGCAGCAAGAAGUAAAUGUGUCCGAAGCGGAGGGGGAUACGGACCAGUGGAAAGCUGACAACUACAUCAGUGACAGCACAGAAGCCCAGAGUGAGCAGAAAGGGCAGGAGUCAACUGAGCUCACAAAAGAAGUUCCAGCAUAUGGCUAUAACAACAGACUCAUCUUGGCAAUAUCCAUAUCUGCAGUAGUGACGAUUUGGGUUACAAUUCUCUGUCUCGUUGAGAUUUAUUCUCAUAGAAUUGCAAAUGAGGAGGAUAAAAAAAGAAGCAGAAGGGGCUUUUUUCGAUUUCUGCGGCGUAAGAGAAGCUCAGGGGAAAGUGAGAGUCAGGAGGGCGAUUUCGGGAGAAGGCGGCCACUUUGGCUUAAGGAUACCUAUAGGCCCCUCAACGCCACAUGCAUGGAAAACAUGGCACAAAAGCUACACGACAGGGAGUCUUCUGAUGAGGAUGAGAUAUUCUAUAAGGAUGCAGGGGAAGUCAUCAAAGCCCCAGCAGAGAAGCUUCUGGCUGCCUAUUGGAUUGAUGAAGAGGCGGGUGAGGAAAGUGAGACAGCACACGAGAUUGCCACAGAGUUAGUCUCUCGUUUCACCUGGAUUGGUAUAACUGUCUUCUGAUUGGUGUUUCCAUCUCUACCCUCUGCCUUUCUAAGCCAUGCUCCACGCAGUCACCAGAUUAAAUCUCCGGAAGUGCUUCUGAAAUACCAGCAUCACUUGUGAACUUAUUGAAGAUACAAAUACUCAGCCCUACUGGGGACCUCUUGAAUCAGUAACUAUGGGGGUGGAGCUUGUGUUUUCACAAGCCCUCCCAGUGGUUGGUUCCAUUGCAGACUAAAGCUUGUCCUAAAGCCCUGCUGUGGUAACAUGGUAGCUUGGCGUGUUAUCCUUGGCUUGGCCUCCAAAGCCCUAGAUGAUCUGGCUCUCAUCUCCUACUCUUCCCACUUGUACUCUACAGGUACUCAGAGUAUUUUUCCUGUGUUCUGCCUUUCUCCCACUUGCCUUUUGAAAGCUUAUUCUUCCCAGGAUGUCUGUCAUUGAUACCCAAUGGCCCUUCGAGGUCCCAUUUAAACAGCAUUGCUCUGGUAACAUCUUCCCUGAUCCAAUUUGAAGUCUUUUUUCCCUCUUUUGUGCUCCAAUACCAACUUAUAGCUCUCAUUGCCCAUAUUCAUUUAUUUCUUUAAAUAUAGCUAUUUUUGCAACCCAUUUCCUCUGAGCAUAAACUCCUUCAAAGUAUGGACUAGAUACUGCUUAUGUGCAUCAUCUAUCAUGUUUAAAGCCUACGUGUGGACAUAAACCAAACUCAAAUAUUUAUAAAAUCAACAAAUAGCUGGGGAGUGGAUAGAAGGAGGAAAUGACUGUUUUAAAAGAAAUGUGAUUUUAUUACUUCAUGGUGCCUCCACAGCACUUUGUCAGUAUGGUUUGAGUUAUAUGUUUAUUUUCCCUGUGAGAUCAUGAGCUGCUAAAAGGAAACCUGUCUUACCCGCCGUCGUGUUACAACACCAGGCAUAGUGCUUGUUAGCAUACUCUUUUUUCGCUUUUUUAUUGAUUGGCAUUUUUUUUAAGAAUCAGAAUACUUAUGCUAACAUGAAAUAAUCAGAUUAUAAAGUAUUUCAUAGUAGAAGUAAUGAAGGGCCUAGUCCACUGAGCACUUAUCUUAUUGGUUUUUCUCCAAACUGUGUUGGUAAGGUUUGGAGCCCAGAAGGCAUGGAAGGGACUAAUAUAAAGGUGUUGGCCCCUUAAGGCUUGGAAGGUUUGAUAAUUAAAACAACUAUUUUUAGGGUCAUGUGAGUCUCUUUAUACCCACUUCCCUUAAGCCUUUUAUGUUUGCAAGAAGAAUCUAUUUGCUAAAGAGGAUCAUUAAUUGGCUUAAUAAGGAUUAAUGACAUACACAGCUUUGGAUGCCAUGGACAAAGGACAAAAACUGAGCUUUUAUAGCGAAAAACACUGUUAUCUCCUUAUCCCUAAAUAAAAAGAAAUACUAGGCAAACAGUUCCUCUUUGAUAAAGAAGCUGGAGAGGGAAUUCCCUGGCUGUCCAGGGGUUAGGACUCGGCGCUUCGACUGCUGGGGACCUGGGUUCAAUCCCUGGUCAGGGAACUAAGAUCCCAGGUGUCCUGUGGUGUGGCCCCAAAACCAAAACAAACAAACAAAAGAACCAGAAAAAAAAAGGCUGUAGAGAUUUUUGUUAGGGGCAUUUCUGAUAUGCUGAUUUAGUGUAAACAUUUCUAAAUAUACCACUUAACCAUCAUCUUAAACAUUCUUAAUACUGGUAUCACAAUUCCUGCAUUGAAAUCCUUAACAACAGUUUGUUCUUUUGGUAACUUAAUGCGUUCUUGACAAUACUGAUUUUUUUUUAAGAUUUUUUUUUUUAUGUGCACCGUUGUUAAAGUCUUUAUUGAAUUUGUUACAAUACUGCUUCUUUUUUUUUAUGUUUUGGUUUUUUAUCCAUGAGGCAUGUGGGAUCUUAGCUCCCAGACCAGGGAUCGAACCCACACACCCUGCAUUGGAAGGCAAAGUCUUAACCACUAGACCACCAGGGAAGUCCCUUGACAAUACUGUUUACAUAAUUCAUCUGCUUAAAUAUUUAAUAUUUAAAUGUGAAUUUAAUUUAGAUUAAAUUAUCAAAGUUAUGAGUUAAUGGCAUUCAUAUUAAUGUAAGUGUUCUAUACUUUUUUGUCCUGUAGGUUACAAUUUGAGGUUAACAUUAAUUCCUCUCAUUUCACUCAACCAACAUUUUCAACCUUUUCUGUAAAGGCCAGAUAAGUCAAUAUUUUAGGCUUUGCAGGCCACAUACAGUGUGUGUCACUUAUUUUUCUUCGUUUCUUUUCUUCUCAUUUACAGCCCGUUAAAAAUCACUUUUAACUUAUGGGCUGUAUAAAAACGGACUGUGGGUCAGAUUUGAUCCAUAGGUCAUAAACAAAAUAUAAAUACAGAUGGAGAGUAUAUGAACACUUAUAUAACAAUGUUCAUAUGGGAGUCUAUAAUUGCUCAGACCUCAUUACCACUUUUCCUCUACAACUAAAGGGUAUUUUUCUAUCUAUACCUUGCCUAUAUAAUUAAAAAAUUAAAAAUGAAUAGGAGAUAUUUAGGGCUAGUGAUGGGCUGGGGCCCUACACAGACUUACAGAGCUGUAGAAGUUUAUUGCUAGAAGAAAUUGAAGAGAUUACCUAACUUGAACCCCUUAAUUACUUUAUAGAUAAUCUACUUUAUAGAUAAGAACUCAUAAAUAAAUAUGAUUAACUUACAAAUAUCGGAGGGAUAGCAAGCCUUCAAAUGAGUCCUUAUGUAAUUCAGUCAAAUCAUUUUCACUGAGAUUUCUGAAAAAUGAAAAGGUUAUUUCUGGAUCAAAAUGCAAAAUAACUACAACUAUAUACUACAUAGGACUAACUCCUAUAUGUGCAGGAAAGCUGGGUAAUGGUGCCUCCUAAACAACCGAAUUCUUAUUUAAUUUAGGGAUGGUGAUUUCUGCUCUGUUUUCAUUUACACCUUCUUUACACGUCCUCUUUUGUGUCCAUCUCUCUCCAUCACGCAUGUGCGCGCACGCACACACACACACACACACACACACACACACCCCACCCACUCUUCCCACCGAAUCAUAUAGUUAAUGCCUACUGUCUAGAUCACGAAGUCUCUGUUAGAACCCAGCUCUGGGUGGCAGCAACGUUGCAGAGCUGCCCUUCCCUCCUCUCUUGCCCCAAACCUUAUUGGGAAGCCCCACCCAGAACUGCAUCAGGGCAAAUGAAGCCAUCUGAUUUUUUCCCCCAUUAAAAUUGUUUGGAAAACUAAAAUGUGCAUAAAAUAUACCUAACUGUUAAUAAUUCAAUUGAACAACUGUUCCCCACGUAACACGAUUCAUGUCAAGAAAGAAUCCUGCCAGCAUCCCAGAAGCCCCCCGUGUGCCCUUUUCCAAUCACAACCCUCUCUCUGACUUCCUAGAGGGAACCACUAUCCUGACUUUAAGAAUAAUUUCCUUGCUUUUUAAAUGUAGUUUUGCCUUUUCUCUAUCAGCCAUAAACAACACAGUUUCGUCUUGCUUGUUCUUGAACUUUAUAUAAGUGGAAUCAUAUUAUAUGUAUUAUUUUCCACAUUGCUUCUUUCAUUCAACAUUAUUUUGUAAAAUUAUUUUAUUUUUGCCUGUAGUAUGUAGUGUUGCAUGUCCAACUACAUGAGGCUUCUGAGUAUUUGAAAGUGGCUAAUGUGACUAAGGAGUUGAAUUUUUAAUUUAAUUACUUUCAAUUAUUUCAAAAUUAAAAAAACUGAUACUCAAUGUAAUUAUUGGAAAAUGUUUAUGUUAGCAACAAUUUGCAUAUGUGAUACUACUUUUUCGAGUGUAAAUUUUAUGAAAUCUAAAUACCGAUCAAGUAUUUGUAAUAAAAUUUAGCAACCAAAUUGUGAUUUCAAAUAGUAUGGGAAAAAAUGUAGAUUCUCUCAUUAAUUUUUAUAUUGAUUACAUGUAGAUAUGAUAAUACUCUGGAUAUUUUAAAAUACUUAGUAUGAAAAAAACGUAGAAUAUCUUAUUAAUAAUGCAUAUAAUGAUUACAUGUUAAAAUCAUAGUAUUUUGGAUA
This is a messenger RNA of Globicephala melas (long-finned pilot whale), 6545 nucleotides long. Its product is annotated as leucine-rich repeat-containing protein 37A2-like. NCBI's taxonomy places the organism in Eukaryota, Metazoa, Chordata, Mammalia, Artiodactyla, Delphinidae. The record is from RefSeq and is a predicted model, not a curated record.